This is a messenger RNA of Nematolebias whitei (Rio pearlfish), 1508 nucleotides long. RefSeq names its product carbohydrate sulfotransferase 6-like. The transcript has 2 exons. Gene Ontology annotation, biological process: sulfur compound metabolic process; N-acetylglucosamine metabolic process. Bases 1 to 1416 code for a protein of 471 amino acids. Gene Ontology annotation, molecular function: N-acetylglucosamine 6-O-sulfotransferase activity. The record is from RefSeq and is a predicted model, not a curated record. Lineage: Eukaryota; Metazoa; Chordata; Actinopteri; Cyprinodontiformes; Rivulidae.
AUGAGGCAACGAACAAACCCAGACUCAGAGGAGGUCCUCAUGGGCCGGAACUGUCGCACGUCCGGAGUCCGACCCAGCAUCCUCCGCCCACCUGACGGGCACCAAACCGGGCGGAGACACCCGGCGCCGCGGGGAGAAGAGGGCAGAACCGGACCGGAACCGAACAGAACUCCAGGAGUUGAUUGCUCAACAAAAGAGAAAACGAGCCAGACGUUCUCCCGCCUCCCAGCCAUGAGGCUUCUCUACAGAGUAAAUGCAAAGAUCCUGAUUUUACUGCUGGUUCUGCAGGGAGCGUCAGUCCUGCUGUACUCGAGCUGGCGCAUUCAACAUAAUCACGGCUCUACCAAAACGGAAAGAAAAGUUCAUGUCUUGCUGCUGUCAUCGUGGCGAUCCGGUUCAUCCUUCCUGGGUCAGGUUUUCAGUCAGCACCCGUCUGUUUUCUAUCUAAUGGAGCCCGCCUGGCAUGUGUGGACCCAAGUGCAGAAACCUGGGGCCCGGGUCCUCCGAAUGGCUGUGAGAGAUAUACUACGAAGUGUAUUUCAGUGUGACUUCUCAGUAAUGGACGCCUAUCUGCCUGAAAACCCUCAUGUGUCCUCCUUGUUCAUGUGGACUGAAAGUCGGGCACUGUGCUCACCACCGGCCUGUUCCCUCAGAGCCAAAAACGAGACCCAGUGCCGUCAAAAGUGUAAUGUUCAGGGCUUGCAGAAGGUGCAGGCUUCCUGUAGAGUACACAGUCAUGUGGCGUUAAAGGAAACAAGAGUUUUUGAGCUGGAAUCCCUUUACCCUCUUCUGCAAGACCCCAAACUGGACCUCCGCAUUGUUCAUCUGGUCCGGGACCCUCGGGCUGUGUUGAGGUCUAGAGAGGAGUCAGCCAAAUCAUUGUUGUCAGAUAACUUUGUUGUCUUGGAUCAGGGAAAAAUCCCUGCCGAUGAGGUGCAGUAUAAAGUCAUGCAGGAAAUCUGCCGCAGCCAUUUACGGAUCCACGAGACGGCCAUCCUGAAACCUCCGCCAUUUCUUAAAAAUCGAUACAAAAUGGUUCGCUAUGAGGAUGUGACACGCAACCCACUGAAGGAGGUCAGCAGUAUAUAUGAGUUCGUUGGUUUAAAGAUGACCAAGGAGAUGAAGGAUUGGAUCUACAAGCAGACUCAUGGAAAGGGGAAAGGCACGAGGAAACAGGCUUUUCAAAUAAUCUCUCGAAAUGCUACCCUUGUUUCCCAAGCUUGGCGCACCAUGCUGCCAUUCUCCAAGGUCAAACGUGUUCAGGCCAUUUGUAGGGGGGCCAUGGAACUGCUCGGCUACAGGAGUGUUCACAGUCUUAAAGCGCAGCGAUCACUUGACUUGGAUCUGUUAGUUUCACAGGAACCGUAUCGGUUCAUGUGGGAACCAUCUAAAGCUAAACUGAAAGACAAGAGUUAAAACAUGAACGACUAAUAAUCACCAAAAAACUCCACAACCUUACCUCCUGUAUCAACCUUGAGUGGAUGAAUUGGCCUGUACCGGUAAUAUAA